AACAUAAUUACCCAUAUUUUCUUUUCUUAAUUCUUAAAAUAAAAAAGAAAACCAAUUUUCACGCAGGCUAGUUUAAACAGAGAAGGAAAUAUCCUCCCCCCCACCCCACACACAUUCAUAUCUAUAUAAACACCUUAAUAUUAAAGAGAAACAUACAUAUCAGAAGGUUCUCACAUACUUUAUCAUUGUUUAGCAAGCCUUCGAAAUCGUAACACUGAUAUUGACACCUCGGCAAGAAUUCCACCCUUGAAUUGUUAAGCCAUUGAAACUUUACACGUCCAUCUCCACCUCCACGGCAUGAAGUUCCCUGUGGUUUUCAUAUAUGAAGAUUACAAAUACUACGAAUGCUACAAUAUGGACUAUUGCGGUGACAUGCAGAGAGUGAAGGACGUCAAGUGUAAGAUUGAAAAAGAUUCUGGCAUUGCCUCUGGCCGACAGAAGUUGUUUCUGGUAGUUGGAGAAGAUGAGCAUAUAAGUCUUGAAACUUUGGAGAAAGGAGUUUUUGUAGUUUUACCUUAUCCGGAGGUAGCCACGGUGCCAGAUGAAGAGAUUGGUUGUCAUCUUGGUUCCAGCGGUGAUCUUGACAAUCCAGAGGCGGCCGCGGUGUCAAAAGAGGAGACUGAUAUUCAUCUUGAUUCCAAGGGUGGUGGUGGUCCUGACAAUUCAGAGGCAGCUGAAGUCACAGACGAGCAAAUUGCAUAUAUUCUUAAUUCUGGCGAUGGUUCUCAAACUCAAACUGUUGAAGUGAAAGUUAUGGCUUGUUGAAGUGGUUGGCGUUUUGGACAACGUGUUCACACUUACACAACAGUUGAGAAAAGUGUUGCAAGUACAAAAUUCACACCGUGUAACAGCACUUUUUAACGGAAGGGAAUUGGAGCAGAACUGUUGCCCAUUCCUGGAUUUUCGCACAAACUUGAGCGAAAAUUGGGUGGAUAUUAUUAUCCAGCAAGGAACCAUUGUUGGCGCAGAGGACAUCAACCAAAAUGUCAUAGUCGGCGAAUGCUCAGCGGCAAAUCAAAUGGUUCCAGCCCAAGAAUCAAAUGUUGCAUCAUCAGCAGCAGCACUCAAUCAGACGAAUGUAUCAGCUUUAGCAGCCAACCAUACAGAUGAUGCAUCAGAAAAAGUAGUGGGCAAUGUAAAGGAAGAACAUAAGAUAGCGGUGAAGGUCGCAAUAGGAAGGAAAAAUCAAUACAUCAUUAAUGUUUAUCCUAGCGACAAAUUCUCCAUUUUGAGACAACGGUUGGCUUGGCUCAACGAUUGGCUGAAUUGAAAAUCGCUACGCCAGAAUCAUAUGACUUCGUCAUUGGCUUGAAUAAAGUCGAUAAUGAAGAGUUGACGAUUGAUGAAGUCGGCCUAGAGAACAACAGGGUCAUUAAUAACCUCAUAAGCAACGACGAGUAAUUUCAAAUUAUUAUUUUUUGCUGGAGGAUUAUGUACCAAUUGUUUGCAACCAUGU
Prunus persica (peach) is the source of this 1456-nucleotide messenger RNA. RefSeq lists its product as uncharacterized. Lineage: Eukaryota; Viridiplantae; Streptophyta; Magnoliopsida; Rosales; Rosaceae. Bases 298 to 765 code for a protein of 155 amino acids. The transcript has 4 exons. The record is from RefSeq and is a predicted model, not a curated record.